Paraphaeosphaeria sporulosa is the source of this 606-nucleotide messenger RNA. RefSeq lists its product as uncharacterized. The coding region runs from base 1 to 606 and encodes 201 amino acids. The record is from RefSeq and is a predicted model, not a curated record. The transcript has 2 exons. NCBI's taxonomy places the organism in Eukaryota, Fungi, Ascomycota, Dothideomycetes, Pleosporales, Didymosphaeriaceae.
AUGCAGUACAGGUCGAUUUCGGUGAUGGCCGCUGCCGCCUUCUUCGUGAACGUGAGCGGACUGCCUAUUGCGCAGCCGGAGGUGCAAGGCACUGUCAGCACAGGUCCACCAACCUUCGAACUUGGACCGCCCUCUACCGUCAUUACUUGGGGCAAGGACAGGCGUGAUGCCAAUGCUCCUACUCCGACCGACUCUUUUUGGCUCGGCAAGCCCACUACCAUUGUAACCUGGGGAAAAGAAAAGCGUGACACGACCCCUCCUACGUUCGGACUAGGACCGCCGGACUCCAUCAUCGGAUGGUCGAAGGAGAAGAGGGACUCGACGAAGCCUGAUGACACGAUCAUACUCACUCCUCCUUCGACAGUAGUGACAUGGGGCAAGGAGAAGAGGGAUUCGACGAAGCCUGAUGACACGAUCAUACUCACCCCUCCUUCGACAGUAGUGACAUGGGGCAAGGAGAAGAGGGACUCGACGAAGCCUGAUGACACAAUUGGACUCGGCCCCCCUUCGACGGUGGUUACAUGGGGCAAGGAGAAGCGCGAUACGACCCCUCCUACGUUCGGACUGGGUCCCCCGGAUUCCACAAUCGGAUGGGGAAAGCAGUAG